Messenger RNA from Engraulis encrasicolus (European anchovy), 1817 nucleotides. RefSeq names its product GTP-binding protein 10 (putative) (gene gtpbp10). Bases 104 to 1270 code for a protein of 388 amino acids. Gene Ontology annotation, cellular component: mitochondrion. The record is from RefSeq and is a predicted model, not a curated record. Gene Ontology annotation, molecular function: GTP binding; GTPase activity. The transcript is spliced from 10 exons. Lineage: Eukaryota; Metazoa; Chordata; Actinopteri; Clupeiformes; Engraulidae.
CAGAAACACAUGGGAGCAUGAUCUUUCAGCAGCGGGCAGACUGAGCAUGUAAAUAACUAUUUACACGGUCGAUGUAUUGCUGUACAAUCACCGGUCCAACGACAUGGUUUGGUUAAGCAAAUGUUGCUUCCGCAAGUAUGGCAACUUUGUUGACCACUUGCGAGUGUACGUGAAAGGAGGCGCGGGGGGAAUGGGCUUGCCUCGACUCGGGGGGCAGGGGGGAGACGGCGGAGACGUGUGGGUCGUGGCCUCCAAAGAUUACUCCCUGAAGAAGAUCAAGGACAAGUUCCCCGAGAAACGUUUUGUGGCACGAGUGGGGAAUAACAGCACUGUGCGGGCUUUGAAAGGACCGAAAGGAUCAAAUAUCGAGAUCCCUGCCCCUCCUGGAAUCACGGUCACUGAUGACAACGGAAAAGUUCUAGGUACGUUGAAUGUGUUGGGAGAUCGGGUGCGUGUGGCCAGGGGGGGCCGGGGCGGCUCUUUCCAGACAGACUUCCAGCCCAACAAGGGCCAGAUACGCCACGUCAGGAUGGACCUCAAGCUCAUCGCAGACAUGGGCCUGGUCGGGUUUCCUAAUGCAGGGAAGUCAACUCUGCUCUCUGCCAUUUCACACGCCAAGCCAGAGAUUGCCAGCUAUCCCUUCACUACGUUGAAGCCGGAAAUUGGCAAAGUGAUGUUCGAAGACUACAAACAGGUGUCGGUGGCAGAUCUGCCGGGGCUGAUUGAGGGAGCACACAUGAACAAGGGCCUGGGUCACCGCUUCCUCAAGCAUGUGGAGAGGACCAAGCAGCUGCUGUUUGUGGUGGAUGUGUGUGGCUUCCAGCUGGGUAGUCACACCCCAUUCCGGUCCGCUUUCCAGGCAGUGCAGCUCUUGACCAAGGAGCUGGAGCUGUAUAAAGAGGAGCUGUUGAGUAAACCUGUCAUACUGGUGGUUAAUAAGAUGGACCUGCCUGAGGCCGAUGAGAAACUGGAAGAACUCCUGCAUCAGCUGGGCAACCAAGAAGACUACUGCCACCUGCUGCCAGAGGGCACGGUGCCCAGGCGCUUCCCGAGCUUUGGCCACACGGUGCCCGUCUCGGCCUCCAGUGGCGAGGGCAUCCCCCACCUGCGGCAGCUGCUGCGCCAGUCUCUGGAGGAGCAGGAGGACCAGGCCACCGAGAGCCAGCGCCGGGACAAGCUCCACGACCUCCGCAGGGUCACGUCACGCACGUCGUCCACGCUGCCAAGGCCAGCGGCCAACCCCAAGUGGGGGCUGAGUUACGAUGCCUGAGGCUAACUCCCUGCUAAUUCCACGUGGAACGGUGGGUUACGUACGGCACUGACCAAACCCAAGUGGGGGCCGAGUUUUAUUGCCUGAGGAAAAAAGAUUGCAAACUGUUUGCAAAGGACCUAAUUAGAUACCUCAUUCGGUGUCAUUGAUGGCUAUAGACGUCAAUUUCGCUUCUUUUUUACAGCAAGUCCUUCAUCCUCCAUUUGGCGGUAGAGCCAUGAUUUAGUUCUUCAUCAAAACCCAUGGCAGUCUGGAGCUCUUGUUUUGAAAAUAGCUGGCUGCUAAUGAGUUCAAGUAGGCAACGUUUUGAACAUAGAUUUUCCUGAGGCAUCUUGCUUGAGGUCACAAGUUGAAUCAUUGAUUUCUUAAAUAAAUUAGGUCUUUUUCAAGCAGUGAACAACUAUCUCCUAAACCAGAAACUGGGAAGACGAAGCCAGUGACAAAGUCUGUUUGCUUCCAAAGACGUGGUAAAUGUUAUGGGAAGUGCUUAUGGCAUCACCAGAACUUGGACAUUGGCUGUGCAUAAGUGACUUAAAGAUGACCCCCC